Priapulus caudatus is the source of this 2111-nucleotide messenger RNA. RefSeq names its product metabotropic glutamate receptor 3-like. Bases 75 to 2111 code for a protein of 678 amino acids. The transcript has 4 exons. NCBI's taxonomy places the organism in Eukaryota, Metazoa, Priapulida, Priapulimorpha, Priapulimorphida, Priapulidae. Gene Ontology annotation, molecular function: group II metabotropic glutamate receptor activity. Gene Ontology annotation, biological process: G protein-coupled glutamate receptor signaling pathway; regulation of synaptic transmission, glutamatergic. The record is from RefSeq and is a predicted model, not a curated record. Gene Ontology annotation, cellular component: membrane.
CGUUGACCCUGAGUGAGUGCAGCAGAACUCCGGUAAAAUUUCCGCCGUACAGAUUUACGAAACGCGGCGACGUUAUGUUGGGCGCGGUUAUACCCGUGCACGAAUAUAGCAGCACGGACUACUGCGGCAAGGACAUCGACCCACCGUACGUUCCGUAUGUCUACAGCCUCGCGUUUGCCGUCGAUCAGAUCAACAAGAAAACGGCUUUGCUUCCGAACGUCUCCCUUGGUUACGUGAUUGUCGAUUCGUGCGGCAAGGAUGUUACUGGUUUACUACACGCUCUGGAGUUUCUGCCGAAAAACAAGUCCUGUAGUAAUCAGACUGGAAUAGGAGAUGCCUACCCGGAUGUUAUAGGCGUCGUUGGAGGACGCUUCAGUUCAGUGACUCAACAGAUGGCGCUACUGCUCGGACCGUUUCAAAUCCCGCAGAUCAGUUAUUUUUCAACGAGCGACGAGCUAAGUGAUAAAAACAAGUUUCCCUACCACUUGCGCACAAUUCUACCCAACAGAGUUCAGGUUGAAGCUAUCGUAGAGUUCGCCCAGCAUCUCAACUGGACCUACAUAUCGUUACUGUACGUUGACGAUGACUAUGGAAAGAGCGGCGCUGCUGGAAUACGGCGGGAAGCAGACUCAAAAGCGAUGUGCAUUGCGGUCGACCGAUCCAUUCCAAAAGGCGCGCUCGAUGAAAACCUCUACGACGCAAUAGUCGACGACCUGAUGAGAGAGCCGCAUGCUCGCGCUCGACUCAUUGUCAUCUUCGCGUUUAAAACCGAGGCGAGUGGCGUCAUGAAGGCGCUUCAGAGAGCGCGUGCCGAGGGCAUGUUCACGUUGCUAGCCUCCGAUGGCUGGGCGGAUUUCGUCGAUGAAUUUCGUGGCGUCGAGGAGAUCGGCUUCGGCACACUGAGUCUGAAGUCGUAUUCGAACACGAUACCGGAGUUCAACAACUACUGGCGCUCGCUGACGCUGAAAGACGGCUCCCAGAACCCGUGGUUCCUCGAAUACUGGGAGUACUACAUUCAAAAGUGCGUGCGACCGCCAGGCGAGAACAAAACGGCCACGUCCCCGUCAGCGAACACCGGCUGCUCGGCGAACACCGAGUUUCUGUUCGCUAAUCACCCUGAUGUUCUCGAGAAUUCUAUGAUCAAUGACGCUGUGUAUGCGUUCGCAUUCGCCCUAGACUCGCUCAUCCAAGAGAGAUGCGGCAUGGUGAAGCACGUGAGAGACUGCAUCGCCGGGCCUGCGCUGCUUCCAUAUCUACGCAAAGUAUCGUUCGCCGGAUCGAGCGGACAGGUGGAAUUCGACCACACGGGCGACAUCAAGGGCAAAUACAUGAUCUCCGUCUACCAGCGAUCCGACGAAUCUGGAGAGAACGACUUCGUUCGAUUCGGAUCGUGGGACACAGUGACGCGCGACUGGAAGCUCUCGAUCGAGAGAAUACAGUGGCGCCGCGCGGCGGGGGAUCAGUCGCUGCCGACGUCAGAGUGCAGCCGACCGUGUGCGCGGCGACAUUCGGUGGCACUGCACGAGCUGCACUGCUGCUGGACGUGUAUUCCGUGUCAGGUGAACGAGAUCCUAGCGACGAACGACACCGGAUGCCAGGCGUGUCCGCCAUUUUCGUGGCCGGACGACGCCGACGACUACCGAUGUGUGCCGAUCCCUGACGAAUACCUUCGCUGGAGCGACGGCCAGUCGAUCGCCGUGUCAAUCGCGGUCGCUCUCGGUCUUAUCGCGUCGCUAGGUGUCGCCAUCGUCUUCGUGCGGAAGCGCAAUGAGAAGCUUAUUAAGGCAUGUAGUCGGGAACUGAGUGCGAUCAUGCUGGGCGGAAUCGCGUUGAGCUACGUUAUGACACUAUCUUUCAUCGCGCAACCGAGCUGUGGCAUAUGUUGGCUGCGCCAGAUUGGCUUUCACCUGAGCUUCACAUUGCUGUACGCACCACUACUGACGAGGACGGUUCGUAUCUACAGAAUCUUCGAAGGCGCCAAGACCGCCGUUCGGAGACCUAGGUUCACAUCCACCAUCGCGCAGAUUGUCAUCGUCUGCGCUAUCAUUGGUCUAAUGGUGUGUAAAUGCAGCUUGCGAAACGAAAAUUUACAUGCGUUGUCAUGGCAAUAG